AUGUCUCUUCUGACAACUAAUCUCAUGCCGUGGCUGCUGCCUGCCCAAAAGCUGAUCCUGGCCAUCAUCAACAUGGCCCCCUGGCUCCUCGCCAUCCUCUACGACGUCCUGUACUACAUCUGCCGGCGGAUCUGGCACGAAGUGCCCGUCUGGGGCGGACGGGCCCGCGGCGAACACCGACCCCGAGCGCCCAGCCUGCGCGACAGAGCGACGAGGAGGAUGAGUUUUAGAGACCUCGUGAGCGGUGGGAUGGGUAGGGAAGAGCAGGAUGGCGUUGGUGCGGACCUGGGGAGUGAAAAGAGCAGGACCCAGAAGGGACACAGAAGGGGUGUUAGUGCUGAGAGUAUAGAGGAGGAGAACGAGGAGGAUGUGGACAGGCGUAACACAUGA
This is a messenger RNA of Fonsecaea multimorphosa CBS 102226, 390 nucleotides long. RefSeq lists its product as uncharacterized. The coding region runs from base 1 to 390 and encodes 129 amino acids. The transcript has a single exon. NCBI's taxonomy places the organism in Eukaryota, Fungi, Ascomycota, Eurotiomycetes, Chaetothyriales, Herpotrichiellaceae. The record is from RefSeq and is a predicted model, not a curated record.